This is a messenger RNA of Morus notabilis, 2611 nucleotides long. Its product is annotated as peptide-N4-(N-acetyl-beta-glucosaminyl)asparagine amidase A. Lineage: Eukaryota; Viridiplantae; Streptophyta; Magnoliopsida; Rosales; Moraceae. The record is from RefSeq and is a predicted model, not a curated record. The coding region runs from base 524 to 2329 and encodes 601 amino acids. Gene Ontology annotation, cellular component: vacuole. The transcript has a single exon.
UGUGCCAAAAAAUAGAUUACUACACAUGCAGUAGUUGCUGAUACACCAUGCAAAAAUUGCAUAAUACGCGUCAGAGAUAGUAAAGCUCAAAGAGACCUAAAACAAACUAGUCUAGCUGCUUGUAAUCUUUACAUUUACGGUAUACAUAUAUGUACAUAUAACCUUUUCAAAUUCAUCCCAUAACAAGGACACAAUCCAAAGAUGUAGGAAGCUGACAGUCUCAAGCAACUAGAACCAUUUUACCUUGAUGGGAAACACAAAGAGGCAAUGAAACAGUUUUGGAAUCAAAACGGGGAAGAGCACAAAACUCAUUUUCUAGGCUUACUGGGUACUUGAAAUUUCCUACUUUGGGACAAAAGAAUCAACUUUAGUAUUUUUUUUUCUUUUUUUGGCUGAAUUAUCAACUUAUCUAGUACUUGAAUUUUCUUCCCAAACAAAAGCAAUUCACCCUUUCCUUAUACCUUUCCCUUAUUCAGCUUCCAAAUCCUGUCAUUACUAAUAUCUGUCAUUCACACCACAAAAAAUGAACACUCUUUUCUUCCUCUUUAUUCUCUUCUUCUUCAACACUGUCUCGUCCUUCGACUUCCCAAACCGUUUCACCAAGUCGUCCCUCACAUCCUCUCUCCAUCAUAAACCAUCAUCCCAAAAAUACUUCGAGCUCGCCCUUCCUCUGCCGUCCGAUCGGCUGACUUCAUCGUGCACUCUCCCGAUCCUACGCCACUCCUUCGCCAACACCAUCGAUGGCCCUCCUUUCUCAACGCCUUACUCUCCGCCGUCGGAUUGCCCCUCCCCCUGGUCCUUCGUCGUCGUCGAGUUUCGCGCCAAAUGCAAAGGAGAACAGUACGACCGAAUCUCCGCCCUGUGGCUCGGCGGCGUCGAGAUUCUCCGGACUAGCCCCGCCGAGCCGACCGAGGGCGGGAUCUUCUGGAAGGUUCGGAAGGACGUGACCAGGUACUCUUCGAUUCUCUCGCGAUCGGACUUGGAUCUCACUAUUAUGCUCGAGAACGUCGUGGACAAGGACUUUACUGGAAUCUACCAUGUCGAAGUCAAUUUUCUGUAUUACAAGGACAACGUAACCGAAGUUAGGGUUCCGUCUACGACCGGAGAUCGGAAUGAAAGUGGAGAGUUAGGGUUUAUAAGGCAAAAGACAGGGCUGGAAUCUUCGGAUUUUGGCGCGAAUUUGGCGAUUGUGGAGGAAGAGCCGGCGGAUUUGAUCAUUCCGAUAUCGGACUCCGGCGAGAGGGGAUUCUGGUUCAGAUCAGAGAGCGAAUUGGAUUUGCACGCCAAGGAAAUCCGAUUCCCGAAGAACACUCGCCGAGCCGUUCUGGAACUUUACGUGUCGUUUCACGGCAACGACGAGUUUUGGUACUCCAAUCCGCCGAAUUCCUAUGUCGCAAUGAACAAUCUGGAAACCGCUCGCGCUAACGGAGCUUACAGAGAGGUUUUCGUGACCAUCGACGGCGAGUUAGUCGGAUCGGAGGUUCCCUUUCCGGUUUUCUUCACCGGUGGAAUCAAUCCUCUGUUUUGGGAACCGGUGGUGGCGAUCGGAGCCUUCAAUUUGCCAACGUACGACCUAGAAUUGACGCCAUUUCUCGGAAAGCUCUUGGACAAAAAUGUUCACCGGCUCGGGAUCGGCGUCUCCGACGGAAUCUCGUACUGGCUCGUGAACGCCAAUUUACACCUCUGGCUGGACCACAAAUCGCCGUCGGUGGUUGCGCAAUCGAGCUUUUACCUGAAUCCGCUUCUCCAAAUUGAGCGCCAAUCGCAGUUCAGAAAACUCGACGGAUCGUUCAAGACCAAAGCCGAGAGAACAAUCCAAUACACAGGUUGGGUCAAGUGGAGCGGAGGCAACCACACGACGACAUUCUCGCAGAGGUACAAGCUCUGGAACACGAUCCGGUUCCAGAACGACGGAGACUACAAGUCAGUGAAGCAGAAGAUCAAGGCGAGCAGAGAAGUCAAGGUUUUGAACGACAGAGGCCAAGUGAUUACUUGUACGAGCUCGAAGAGGAAAUAUCCUCUGAGAGUGAUCACGGCGAAGCUUCCAGGGUCGCGGAAGGACACCUAUAUGCUGGUCACGAACGUCUCGCACUCGAUGGAUGAGAAGUCCUUCCAUGGCGGCCGUAAAAGGCGGCUCUACAAUUGGCAGGACUCGAAUGGGUGGAUGGAGGUGAAGGGUCACUCCGUUGUCUCCGGCACGGCAGAGACUCUGCAGAGGGUUCGAUACAGGGACGUGUUGGGGUGCUAUUCCAGGUCUGUUUCCGCUAGUAAUGGAAAGCUUACAGGAGAUAAUACGACACUGGCGUGUUUGUCGUUGGCUUCUUCGUAAUAAUAGUUUCUUUCUUUUGUCGGAAUUAAUAAUGAAACCUGUGUCUUAAACUUUUUUGCUAAUCCCGUGUCUUAACUUUUUUAUGUGUACAUAAUGUACUUAUGUUGUCAUUUUCCUGUAAUUUCGUAACUUGCAAUUAGUUCACUUCCUUUUAAGAAUAAGUUUAUUUCUUUUUUCCUUAUUUGUUAUUGGUCUUGAUGCAUUAAAGGCACUUCCUAUUACGUGCAUGGGCGUUUGUCGGCAGUGAAUGCCUCCAAUUUGUAUGGGACUCGACACGUUAAA